This is a messenger RNA of Amoebophrya sp. A25, 421 nucleotides long. The record is from the annotation of a GenBank genome assembly. Lineage: Eukaryota; Dinophyceae; Syndiniales; Amoebophryaceae.
GGGCACAACUGGAAGCAGAAGAGCUGGAAGAAGUACAAGAACGAGAACGCAACGCUUCUUCUGGAGUAUCAGGUGGAAGUAGUAGAGAUGAUGCCUUUACAACACCUUCGAGAACACUGGAGGCGGAGCAGGAGCGACCUUCAGCCAACACAGUGCCUGGCAUUAACAGUAAGGCCUCCCCUGAUCCAUCUCUAUAGGGAUCCCUCAACCGUAUGCGCCCCAAUAGCUACGAGGGGAAUAGUGACGCAUACGCUUGAGGGGUAUCCACAGGAAUGAAUUAGGAAGAGGUCUAAUGGCACCAGUAGAACUGAGCGUCACGACCCUGUACAACAUGGCGCUUUUGUCACAGCAAUGUUGAAUUCUGCGUCACAUAACCGCUUGGGGCCCGGAGGAGCUUCAAGGACAGAUUACAUGCCCUUAU